GAUGAGUUUGAUGUACUUCACCAUAGUUAGGAAGUGAAACUGAAGUAGGCCAAUCCCAAGAUUCUCCACGGCGGAAGACCUCAAAAUCUCCUCUUCUCUCCUUUGAUCGACGGUAUUAUAAAUGAUUCUCUGAUUCUCUCCGGCGGCCAUCUCUCCGCGCUUCUUCACUUUUAGAAGCGUGGUAGAGAGAUUUUGCAUUACUAUCACAGCAUUUUCUGCGUUUCAUUUCUCUCAGUUUGCAGCUUAAAGGCUCAUCUACCACCAAAUCACUUCUACCAGAAUAUAAGAAUGGCUGGUGACGAUUGCGGUGUUGAAGUUGAUAACAUUGACUGGGACACUGAAGAUGAGCUUGAAAUUGAGAGUAUACCUUUAGCCUCUCAUGCGAGUUUGACAUUUCCUAGUGUUGAGGCAAAUAUGGCAAGCUCAUCUGCAGGUCCCUCCAACUCUAAGAUAGUUGAUCAUUUUAUAGGAAUGGGAUUUUCUGCAAAAAUGGUCACGAAAGCUAUCGAGGAAAAUGGAGAGGAAAAUACUAAUUCUAUACUCGAGACCCUCCUCACAUUGUCGGCUCUUGAAAACUCUCCUCCAAAGCAGCAGCAUGUUGAUACCGACGAGUCCUUUUCGGAAUAUGAAGGAAGCUUUCUGGAUGAUUUUACUGAUCUAGACAGUGAUUCUGAAAAUGAGGGGCCUGCAAAACCUGUAUCUGAUGUUGACAACAAAUUGAUGUUCUUGGUGGACAUGGGGUACUCCGAAGAUGAAGCUCAUGCUGCAAUAGAGAGAUGUGGUGCGCAUUCCUCAAUUGCAGAGCUGACAGAUUUUAUUUCUGCUGCUCAAAUUUCUAAGGCUGCAGAUGUUCUUCUCGGUGAUCUCCCGGAUAGGCCAAAGCCGAAGAAUCUCGAUGGCUGCAGUAAACUCAAAAAAAGAAGGCAUUAUGAUUAUGAGGCAUGGAAAAAGAAAAAACCGAAAUGCUUUGAUGACGACGACGAGACGAUUCGUUUGCCAAAUCCAAUGCUCGGGUUUGGGGUACCCAAUGAACUAUGUCCUACAGUUCAGAGAAAGCUUCCAGAGGCAGCCAUUGGACCUCCCUACUUUUACUACGAAAACGUGGCACUCGCUCCAAAAGGAGUUUGGAAUACGAUUUCCCGCUUCUUAUAUGAUGUCGAACCCGAAUUUGUUGAUUCCAAACAUUUCUGUGCUGCUGCAAGAAAAAGAGGCUAUGUUCAUAAUCUCCCAAUACAUAACAGAUUUCCUCUCCUCCCAAUGCCUCCUCACACUAUACAUGAAGCAUUCCCUUUAACAAGGAAAUGGUGGCCUUCAUGGGAUACUAGAACGCAAUUGAAUUGUUUACAAACUUGCAUUGGAAGCGCUCGACUGACCGACAGAAUUCGCAAAGCUCUUGAAGAUUACGAUAGCGAACGUGAUCCACCCUUGACCGUGCAAAAGUUUGUCUUAGAUCAAUGUCGGAAAUGGAAUUUGGUUUGGGUUGGAAAAAAUAAGGUCGCCCCGCUCGAGCCUGAUGAAGUCGAAAUGCUUCUCGGAUUCCCCAAGAACCAUACUAGAGGAGGUGGAAUCAGUAGAACAGACAGAUACAAGUCUCUUGGCAAUUCAUUCCAGGUACCUAUCUCUUCAUUCUCUUCUUUAUCUUAUCAUCUUGGGAUCGCUCUGAAUUUCCUUUCGAAUAUUAUUGAUUGGUCAGUGCUUGAACUGCAUCGGUACUAUUAUUAUUUUGGUUAAGAUACCGUUUUGGUCUCAAUACUCUGGCACUUGUUAUGUUUUCAAUAAAUCUUAAAAUUAGUCUCCGUAUUAGCUAAAUGUUACCUUUUCCAAAGAAAGGAAGUUGUGAAAAACGUUGGGACUACUUACUAACUAUAAGGACUAGUUUUAAUAUUUAAUGAUCGCUCUGAAUUGCCUUUCGAAUAUUAUUGAUUGCUCAGUGCUUGAACUGCCUCGGUAUUAUUACUAUUUUGGUUAAGAUACCGUUUUGGUUGGUCCCAAUACUUCGAUACUUGUUCUGUUUUAGUUUUUAUACUUUCAGAUGUCCGAAUAUACGUUAAAUAAAUCUUAAAAUUAGUCUGUGUUAGCUAAAACGUUGCCUUUUCCAAAAAAAAAAAACGUAGGGACUAACAAUAAGGACUAGUUUUAAGAUUUAACGAACGACAUUUGAUAGUAUAAGGAUCAAAAUUUGAUCGAGACCGAAAGGACGGAGACCAAAUGGAUAUCUUAACCAAUAUUUUUUUUAUAAUUGGGUAUC
Cucurbita pepo subsp. pepo (vegetable marrow) is the source of this 2248-nucleotide messenger RNA. The record is from RefSeq and is a predicted model, not a curated record. NCBI's taxonomy places the organism in Eukaryota, Viridiplantae, Streptophyta, Magnoliopsida, Cucurbitales, Cucurbitaceae.